AUGGAACAACUUCAUGGGAGCCUUCGGAUAGACAGGGUGGGGAGUAUUGCAAAAGAUGAUGCUAGUGAGAUUGAGAAAGCACAGUUGGGGAAGAAGAAGCACCUCCGUAGUUUGGGAGUAAGAUUCCAGGAAGAAGAUGGAGAGCAGAGAAAAGGUGAUGACGAAAUCGUGAAAGCAUUGUUGCAACCACAUGAAAAUUUGGAACGUUUAUUCAUUUUCCACUGCCACGGCACAAUCGAGUCUCUCUAUCGAAUAAAGUCUUUACAGAAUUUGAGACAUGUUAAUCUUUAUGAUUGGAGAUUUUGUGAAGUUUUGCCUCCUCUUGGAAAAUUGCCAUCGCUUGAAGUUUUAGAAAUUCAGAAGAUGGAUAUUGUGAAAAAGGUGGGAGAUGAAUUUUUUGGAAUAGAAAAACAAGACUCUGAAACUCUCUCUGCAGGAAUUCUGUUCCCUAAACUGAAACAACUCUCUUCUUGGGGCAUGUUCAAAUGGCAAGAGUGGGAAGGAAUCACAAGGGAUUCAUCUGAAAUCAUAAUAAUGCCACGCCUUUCUUCCUUGGAAUUUUGGGCGUGCUCACAGCUCAAAGCACUGCCAGACUUCCUCUACAACAUAACAGCACUUCGUACCUUGACAAUCGAGUUUUGUCGAAUUCUCAGACGAGAAUACGAAAAAGGCGUAGGGAAGGAGUGGCACAAAAUUUCUCACAUCCCAAAUGUCAGAUUUAAGAAUUAA
This is a messenger RNA of Fragaria vesca subsp. vesca, 729 nucleotides long. RefSeq names its product putative disease resistance protein At3g14460-like. NCBI's taxonomy places the organism in Eukaryota, Viridiplantae, Streptophyta, Magnoliopsida, Rosales, Rosaceae. Gene Ontology annotation, molecular function: protein binding. Bases 1 to 729 code for a protein of 242 amino acids. The transcript has a single exon. The record is from RefSeq and is a predicted model, not a curated record.